GUGCUGGGAAGUAUAGGCUGUGUUGUCACGCCGGUGUCAGUCUGAUGAAGAUUGGCAUCAGGUUGACUCCGGAGCAGGACUCUUGAGGCUUGCCAUCCUCCAUGCCGCGCACCAGAAAAGGGACUGUGAAGUGUGCGCUGGCUCCAGCCAACAAGGAAGAACUGCCGGCCCAGCUGGAAGUGAGAAGAGGGGAGUGAGUCUCCUGAGGGCCACCCCAGAGGCCACCGGGAUCACCCGAACAAUCCUCCAUGUGAAUCCAUCCCAUGAUGCAACAUGCCUCCCCAGCCCCCGCUCUGACGAUGAUGGCCACGCAGAAUGUCCCUCCCCCUCCCUACCAGGACAGCCCACAGAUGACGGCGACCACUCAGGCCCCCUCUAAGGCCCAGGCUGUCCACAUCUCCGCACCCUCGGCUGCUGCCAGCACACCUGUGCCCAGUGCCCCCAUCGACCCCCAGGCCCAGCUGGAGGCUGACAAGCGAGCUGUGUACAGGCACCCUCUUUUCCCGCUCCUGACGCUGCUGUUUGAGAAAUGUGAACAGGCCACCCAGGGCUCUGAGUGCAUCACCUCCGCCAGCUUUGAUGUGGACAUCGAGAACUUUGUCCACCAGCAGGAACAGGAGCACAAACCCUUCUUCAGCGAUGACCCAGAACUGGACAAUCUGAUGGUGAAGGCAAUCCAGGUCCUCAGAAUCCACCUGCUGGAGCUGGAGAAAGUCAAUGAACUCUGCAAGGACUUUUGUAACCGUUACAUCACCUGCCUCAAAACCAAGAUGCACAGUGAUAACCUGCUCAGGAAUGACCUCGGGGGGCCCUACUCCCCCAACCAGCCCUCCAUAAACCUUCACUCACAGGACCUCCUGCAGAAUUCCCCCAGUUCCAUGUCUGGAGUCUCCAAUAACCCCCAGGGGAUUGUGGUCCCAGCCUCAGCGCUCCAGCAGGGCAACAUCGCCAUGACAACUGUCAACUCACAAGUGGUGUCAGGUGGAGCCUUAUACCAGCCGGUUACCAUGGUAACCUCCCAGGGUCAGGUGGUCACCCAAGCAAUCCCCCAGGGAGCCAUCCAGAUCCAGAACACACAGGUUAACCUUGACCUCACCUCCCUCCUGGACAAUGAGGAUAAGAAGUCCAAGAACAAACGAGGAGUCUUGCCCAAGCAUGCCACCAAUAUAAUGCGUUCUUGGCUCUUCCAGCAUCUCAUGCACCCCUACCCCACGGAGGAUGAGAAGAGGCAGAUCGCAGCCCAGACAAGCCUCACCCUCCUGCAAGUGAAUAACUGGUUCAUCAACGCCCGGAGACGCAUCCUGCAGCCCAUGCUUGACGCCAGCAACCCCGACCCUGCCCCCAAAGCCAAGAAGAUCAAGUCACAGCACCGGCCCACCCAAAGAUUCUGGCCCAACUCCAUUGCUGCAGGGGUGCUGCAGCAGCAGGGCGGUGCCCCGGGGACGAACCCCGAUGGUUCCAUCAGCCUGGGCAACCUGCAGUCCCUGUCCUCAGACAAUGCCACCAUGGCCAUGCAGCAGGCUCUGAUGGCCGCACACGAUGACUCAUUGGAUGGGACAGAAGAGGAGGAUGAGGAUGAGAUGGAAGAGGAAGAGGAAGAGGAGCUGGAGGACGAGGCCGACGAGCUGCAGACAACGAAUGUCAGCGACCUGGGCUUGGAACACAGUGACUCCCUGGAGUAACCGGGCAGCCCAGAUGGCACUGAUCACCGAGCAGGAGAGGAGUGUCGUCAGGAGGGCUUCGGCGUGGCGGGGGAAGGAGACACGGGCAGGCGGCACCGAGGAAGUUGGACCCUGGCUUCCCAAAAUCAGUAGCUGGAGGAAAUGCAGAGGAAACACCUGUUCCUUCCCAACCACCAAGCUUCAACCAGUACCCUGGCCCCACCUCCCUAGAGCUGCAGAGGACUCCGUUUGGCGGGGCCAGUCGAGCAGCCUGGACAGAAAGGCAGGAGUGAGAUCUGGACUCACCAAAUCCCUGAGGACAGACGGCACCCACGCCCCCAAACCCCCGCCACUGAAGGACUUGAGUUGUUUACAGGCCCUGCGCCGUGAGGUGGAUCCGUGCUGUUCACAGAGUGAGCCUUUGCCAGGGAACAGAGUUAGGAGGAAAGGGAGAGACAAAGGGGGUCUG
Kogia breviceps (pygmy sperm whale) is the source of this 2130-nucleotide messenger RNA. RefSeq names its product PBX/knotted 1 homeobox 2 (gene PKNOX2). Gene Ontology annotation, molecular function: RNA polymerase II cis-regulatory region sequence-specific DNA binding. Gene Ontology annotation, biological process: regulation of transcription by RNA polymerase II. NCBI's taxonomy places the organism in Eukaryota, Metazoa, Chordata, Mammalia, Artiodactyla, Physeteridae. The record is from RefSeq and is a predicted model, not a curated record.